Messenger RNA from Oryctolagus cuniculus (rabbit), 7555 nucleotides. RefSeq names its product DENN domain containing 4A (gene DENND4A). Gene Ontology annotation, cellular component: cytoplasmic vesicle. Gene Ontology annotation, biological process: regulation of Rab protein signal transduction. NCBI's taxonomy places the organism in Eukaryota, Metazoa, Chordata, Mammalia, Lagomorpha, Leporidae. Gene Ontology annotation, molecular function: protein binding. The record is from RefSeq and is a predicted model, not a curated record.
CCGUCACUGCCAAGAUGGCGCCGCUCGCGGCGGCCGCCGCGGCUGGAGCUGAGGAAGGAGGCGGAGGCAGCCGCGGCCGCGAGGGGAGGGGGAGUCCCGUCUGACUGAGACGGCAGGCCUGGGCGGGCGGGGGUGCCUCGCAGGGCGGAGCGCCGGGCUGGGGAUGAGCUAAGCGGGCUUAACGCCGAGGCAUUGAGCCCCUCGUGUCCCGCCGCCGCGCGUGAGGGGGAUCGGGCGCCGCUCUCCAAGCGCGACUCACUGGCCGCCCGGGAGCCAGCAGGGAGUAUAGUAUUUCCCAAACUGAGGCCUCCAGAAUUCACAAAUUGAGGUUGGCAUCAAUUGCAGAGAGAAAACUCCGGUAAUGUAGUGAGCCUCAGUAGCGAAUGCUUAAAUAUAUUGGCCUAAUGGAGUGAGAGAAGAAAUAAAAAGAAUCUUAAUUGAUUGGGGAGAUUGAAAGGGAGAAAAGUCAGUCUCCAUUAGUUGCUGAAUGGAUGUAGUCUGCUGUAAUGGAAGAUGAUUGAAGACAAAGGGCCUCGUGUUGCCGACUACUUUGUUGUGGCAGGGUUAACUGAUGUUUCAAAGCCUCUUGAAGAAGAAAUUCACUUCAAUGAUGCCUGUCAUAAAGUAGCUAAACCAAAAGAACCUAUCACAGAUGUUUCAGUUAUUAUUAAAUCUCUUGGGGAGGAAGUGCCACAGGAUUACAUGUGUAUUGAUGUCACCCCAACUGGAUUGUCAGCUGAUCUCAAUAAUGGAAGUCUUGUGGGGCCACAGAUUUACCUUUGCUAUAGAAGAGGAAGAGAUAAGCCUCCACUUACAGAUCUGGGGGUGUUAUAUGACUGGAAAGAAAGAUUGAAACAGGGCUGUGAAAUUAUUCAAAAUACUCCCUAUGGGCGCCCUGCAAAUAUUAGUGGCAGUACCUCAUCACAAAGAAUUUACAUCACUUACCGAAGAGCCUCUGAAAACAUGCCUCAAAAUGCACUGGCUGUCACAGACAUAUGUAUCAUAAUACCCAGUAAAGGAGAAAGUCCGCCGCAUACAUUCUGCAGAGUCGACAAGAAUCUCAAUAACAGCAUGUGGGGAUCAGCAGUGUACUUGUGUUAUAAGAAAUCGGUGGCAAAGACAAACACUGUGUCUUACAAAGCUGGUCUGAUUUGUAGAUAUCCUCAAGAAGAUUAUGAGUCCUUUUCAUUACCAGAGUCUGUUCCCCUAUUUUGUUUACCAAUGGGUGCAACAAUUGAAUGUUGGCCACCAAAUAGCAAGUACCCUCUUCCUGUAUUUUCUACCUUUGUGUUAACUGGAGCCUCAGCUGAAAAGGUCUAUGGUGCUGCUAUUCAGUUUUAUGAACCAUAUCCUGAGGAGAAUCUCACAGAAAAACAGAGACUUCUUUUAGGUUUAGCAUCAUUGGCAGAUGGGAAAUCUGAUAGUUCCAAAACAAUUCACACUAACAAAUGCAUCUGUCUUCUUUCUCAUUGGCCUUUUUUUGAUGCAUUCAGGAAGUUUCUGACUUUUCUGUACCGUUACUCCAUCUCUGGACCUCAUGUUCUUCCAAUUGAGAAGCAUAUUUCUCAUUUUAUGCAUAAAGUUCCUUUUCCAUCUCCUCAGAGACCACGGAUUUUAGUUCAGUUAUCACCACAUGAUAAUCUGAUUCUAAGUCAGCCCGUUUCAUCACCUCUUCCACUAAGUGGUGGCAAGUUUUCAACACUACUUCAGAAUCUAGGCCCUGAGAAUGCUGUAACACUACUGGUGUUUGCAGUAACAGAACAUAAAAUUCUCAUUCAUUCCUUACGACCUUCUGUGCUUACUAGUGUGACAGAAGCAUUAGUGUCUAUGAUUUUUCCUUUCCACUGGCCAUGCCCAUAUGUGCCUCUCUGCCCACUGGCUUUGGCAGAUGUCUUGAGUGCACCAUGUCCAUUCAUAGUAGGGAUUGAUUCAAGAUACUUUGAUCUCUAUGAUCCUCCACCAGAUGUCAGUUGUGUUGACCUGGAUACCAACACCAUUUCUCAAAAUGGUGACAAGAAAAAUGUGGCAUGGAAGAUACUUCCAAAGAAGCCUUGUAAAAACUUGAUGAACACACUAAAUAAUUUGCACCAGCAACUGGCAAAAUUGCAGCAGAGACCACGAGAUGAUGGACUGAUGGACUUAGCAAUGAAUGACUAUGAUUUUAAUUCUGGAAAGAGGUUGCACAUGAUAGAUUUGGAAAUUCAAGAGGCAUUUUUGUUUUUCAUGGCCUCUAUUUUAAAAGGCUAUAGAUCUUACUUAAGGCCAAUAACACAAGCCCCAUCUGAGACAGCCACAGAUGCAACUUCUCUUUUUGCCCUGCAGGCUUUUUUAAGAAGCCGGGAUCGGUCACAUCAAAAAUUCUACAAUAUGAUGACCAAAACACAAAUGUUUAUUCGCUUCAUUGAGGAAUGCUCUUUCGUCAGUGAUAAAGAUGCAAGCCUGGCAUUUUUUGAUGAUUGUGUAGAUAAAGUAGAUAUGGACAAGAGUGGUGAAGUACGACUUAUAGAACUGGAUGAAUCUUUCAAAAGUGAACAUACUGUUUUUGUAACACCACCUGAGAUCCCCUGUCUACCCAAUGGUGAAGAACCUCCUUUACAGUACAGCUAUAGUGGAUUUCCAGUUCUUAGGAACAAUUUAUUUGAGAGACCAGAAGGAUUUCUACAAACGCAAAAGAGCAAACUGCCUUCAAAAUCAAGUAGUCCUAGUAGCCCUUCUCCCAUGUUCAGAAGAACAAAACAGGAAAUUAAAUCAGCCCAUAAAAUUGCCAAGAGAUAUUCUUCCAUCCCUCAGAUGUGGUCCAGGUGUCUGCUGCGUCACUGUUAUGGACUGUGGUUUAUUUGUCUCCCAGCUUAUGUCAAAGUAUGUCAUUCAAAAGUCAGAGCUCUGAAAACAGCAUAUGAUGUACUAAAAAAAAUGCAGUCAAAGAAGAUGGAUCCACCUGAUGAGGUGUGCUACCGCAUUCUUAUGCAGCUCUGUGGACAAUAUGAUCAGCCAGUGCUUGCAGUGCGAGUGCUUUUUGAAAUGCAUAAAGCUGGUAUUGACCCCAAUGCCAUUACUUAUGGUUAUUAUAAUAAGGCUGUUUUGGAAAGUACCUGGCCUUCAAGAAGUCGUAGUGGCUAUUUUCUUUGGACAAAAGUAAGAAAUGUUGUUUUAGGAGUAGCACAGUUCAAAAGAGCUUUAAAGAAACAUGCACAUUUAUCACAAACAACUCUCUCAGGUGGCCAGUCUUAUCUGGGAUAUGAUUCAUUGUCUAAGGAUGAAGUUAGAAGAGGGGAUAUAGCUACUGAGGACAUUCCAGAAGAAAAAGAUAAAAAAGGGAGUGAUUCUGGUUCCUUGUCAGAGAGCGAGAGUACAAAAGGAAGUGUUGAUUGUCUUCCUAAGCUCAAUUUUCAAAGUUCUUCCAGUAUUGUUCGCCUCAGUGGUACAGGUGACAACAGUGCUCAUAAAAUACCAGGAGAAAACACAGAAAGCACACGUGAACUGCUCUUAAUAUCAUCUCUUGAGGAUACAAAUGAAACAGGAAACAUUGAAAGUAGAUGCUUCAGGAAAAGACAUAAAAGUGACAAUGAUUCUAAUUUGCAGCAGCAAAUGGCCUGGGGAAAUAGAAACCGUAAUCUUAGUGGAGGGGUACUGAUGGGAUUUAUGCUCAACAGAAUUAAUCAAAAAGCAAAUCCUGGAGAUAUAGUUGAAAAAUUAGGAGCUGAUGCAAAAAUUCUUUCAAAUGUUAUCUCAAGAAGCACAAGACCAAAUAGUCUUGAUAUUGGAAAGCCACCUUUAAGAUCAAAAAGAGACAGUCUAGAAAAGGAAUCUAGUGAUGAUGAUACACCUUUUGAUGGUUCUAAUUGCUUGGCUGAUAAAGUGGAUUCUCCUGUUAUUUUUGAUUUAGAAGAUUUAGACAAUGAAACAGAUGGAUCAAAAGUAGGAUAUGUUGCAACACAAAAUUCCAAGAGAAUUCAACGAAUGAACAGCAACUUCUCAGCAAAACCUUCUGAAAAAACUGAUGUUGCAACAGGAUUUGAUCCCCUCUCUCUUUUAGUUGCUGAGACUGAACAGCAGCAAAAAGAAGAGGAAGAGGAGGAUGAAGAUGAUAGCAAAAGCAUUUCGACACCAUCUGCAAGGCGUGAUUUAGCUGAAGAAAUUGUGAUGUAUAUGAAUAACAUGAGCAGUCCUUUGACAAGUCGAACACCAAGCAUUGACUUACAAAGGGCUUGUGAUGAUAAAUUAAACAAUAAGAAAAGCCCAACCUUGGCCAAGGCUUGCAGAAGAUCUAGCCUACCUCCCAAUUCUCCUAGGCCAGUGAGACUCACCAAAUCUAAAAGUUACACAAAAAGUGAGGAAAGACCGAGGGAUAGACUGUGGUCUUCUCCAGCCUUCUCACCUACUUGCCCAUUUAGAGAAGAAUCUCAAGAUACAUUAACCCAUUCAUCACCCUCAUUUAAUUUAGAUACGCUACUGGUACCUAAAUUAGAUGUUCUAAGGAAUAGUAUGUUCACUGCUGGAAAAGGAGUUGCAGAGAAAGCAAGCAAGUGGUAUUCAAGAUUCACCAUGUAUACCUCAUCCUCUAAGGAUCAAAGUUCUGACCGUACCAGUCUUUCUUCAGUGGGAGCCCAGGAUUCUGAAUCUACCUCUUUGACAGAUGAAGAGGUCUGCCAUGAGCUGGAAGGAGCCUCUUCCUCCCAAGAGAGCAGUGCCACGUCAGGGACCAAGGGGAUUGACCUUAGCCGAACAAGUCUGGAAAGUUCUGCCUCCUUAGAAGGCCAUAGCAGGGAGCUGGAUCAGAAGUGGAGCAGUGGGAACAUGAACCAGCACCCACAUGGGAUGCUGGCACCACAGCAGGGGUCUCACCCACUACACCACAACACCGACCUCCAGGGACUCAGCCACUUGAGCCAUCACCUGCUGCCUCCCACACAUAGCAGGAAGCUAGAAUUGGAAGGAUCCCUGUCAAAGUUUGCGUUACCUGGGAAAUCGGAAGUGACAUCUUCAUUCAACAUGAGUAAUACAAAUAUCUUCCAGAACUAUGCAAUGGAGGUUCUCAUCUCAAGUUGUUCUCGGUGUAGAACUUGUGAUUGUCUUGUCCAUGAUGAAGAAAUCAUGGCUGGCUGGACAGCAGAUGAUUCAAAUCUCAAUACUACGUGCCCAUUCUGUGGCAAUCUUUUCUUGCCCUUUCUGAAUAUUGAAAUCAGAGAUUUAAGACGACCUGGAAGAUACUUUUUGAAGUCAAGCCCAUCUACAGAAAAUAUUCACUUUCCAUCCUCCUUUUCAAGUCAAACAAGGCGGUCUUGCAUUUCAACAUCAGCCUCUGGUCUUGAUACAUCUGCUGUCGAUGUUCAAGGGAAUUUUGAUCUAAACAGUAAAUCUAAACUGCAGGAAGAUUCCUGUGCUCGAAGUAUUCAGAUCCCUGCUAAUAGAUCAAAAACAACCAUGUCAAAAUGUCCAGUAUUUCCAAUGGCCCGAAGCAUUAGUACUUAUGGCCCCUUGGAUAAGGAAGAUACCGGAGGACAGAAACUCAUUCCUACAGGCAGCCUGCCAGCUACUUUACAAGGAGCUACAGAUUCUUUAGGAUUAGAAUGGCACCUUCCAAGUCCAGAUCCUGUCACUGUUCCAUAUCUUAGUCCUUUAGUGGUCUGGAAGGAACUGGAAAGCUUACUGGAAAAUGAAGGCGAUCAUGCGAUAGCAGUGGCAGACUUUGUGGACCAUCACCCCAUUGUGUUUUGGAACCUUGUGUGGUAUUUCAGACGCCUUGACUUGCCCAGUAACUUACCUGGAUUGAUUCUUUCUUCUGAGCAUUGUAACAAGUAUUCAAAGAUUCCCCGCCACUGUAUGUCUGAAGAUAGUAAACAUGUUUUGAUACAGAUGUUGUGGGACAAUAUGAAGUUACAUCAGGAUCCAGGACAGCCCUUGUACAUCCUCUGGAAUGCUCACAGUCAAAAUCGUACUCUUUUGUUUGAGACCCAAAAGUAUCCCAUGGUCCAUUUAUUACAAAAGAGUGAUAGCUCAUUUAACCAAGAGCUAUUGAAAAGUAUAGUUAAAAGCAUUAAAAUGAAUGACGUCUAUGGCCCAAUGAGUCAGAUUUUAGAGACACUGAGUAAGUGUCCACACUUUAAAAGACAGAGGAGUUUAUACAGAGAAAUACUAUUUCUCUCACUUGUGGCACUGGGAAGAGAAAACAUUGACAUAGAUGCAUUUGAUAAGGAGUACAAGAUGGCAUAUGACCGUCUGACACCUAGUCAAGUCAGGAGCACACACAACUGUGACAGACCACCAAGCACAGGGGUGAUGGAGUGUCGGAAAACCUUUGGAGAGCCUUAUCUUUAAGACGUGUGUGUGUGUGUGUGUGUGUGUGAGAACACUCAAUAUAUAUGUACAGUUGGUGUAUAAAGGAACGCUUUUGAACUCUAAACUUUUUUCUUCAAUCUUUGAGAACGCUUUUGUAAAUGGUUCAGAAGGCUCAGGUGGUUUCUGUACAGAUGUUUUGAGGAGAGACUGUGACCACUAAGGAGAGAGCCACUUGGUUCCCCAGUUCUUUUUUUUUUCCCCCCUUUAACUCUCCUAUAAUAAAUAAUUAAGUAUUUUUGUGAUGAGGAAACCCCUAAAGGAAAUUAGUUGCCAUAAAAUAGACAACUCUGUUAUGGUUUCUCUUGAAAGAGAUGGGAAAGUCAGGUAUGGAACCUCAGCAGAAAUGUGAGAUCAAAGUAUCUCCUGUUUUUCAUAGCCUAUUCAGAUAUUUUGACCAUGAAGUUGUAUUAUACAUAUUUUAAAUUGUUUAUAGUAAGUUGAUAUUUUUUUAAUUUUUAAAUUUAAUAUAGCAAACUUAAAAUGAACUUAAACUUACAAAACAAGCAUUUAUUUUCCUUGUCUGCUGCUAUUUGAAGUAAUUAAUUAGUACAGCUGCAGAUCUCUCUAUAUGUAUAUAUAUCUAUCUAUAUAUUUUUUAUUACUUGGGAGAAUGAAUUUUAAAACGUCAGUGCUAGUGUCGGUGUUGUUCUAGGAUUGCUUGUUAGUACCCUAAGCCCGACUGCGCUGAGUCAUGGCAGGCUUAGUAUGCACCGCCUGCCUGACUCACUGAGCCUGUGAAAGGAGAGCCAGGCUGCAAAAUUUUCUCUACUGAUAAUAAAUACAUACCAUCCACAGGGAGAAGAACAGCUCCCAAAUCCAAGUAGUGAUUUAAAUUUUAAUAUUCUACAUAAAAACCUACACUGCUACACUGGGAAAUAAGACAGUUGACUCUAUUCCAAAUUUUACUCUUGUUUUAAUGUCUAAAAUACUGGGUAUGACACAAAUUGUACUAUAAAAUAUUUAUCUGAAAUAUGAUUUAUGGAAGUAUUCUGUUAAUACUAUAUAUAAAUAUUAAAAAUAUUUUUUUUCAAAAACAGACAGUAAUAACCCUCUAAAAGUAUACAUCCUGAUAGAAUUUCCCAUAUUGAGGAACUUAAUUAUUUUUUAACAAACCUCAGAAUCUGAAGUUUGUAGAACCUGAAUGCAGAAAUUUCCAGAAAUCAGACAAUAAGUUGUUUAAACAUCAUGAGUAUUAAAUACUUUUUUAAAAAUUUUA